AAAAGACUUCACAGACUAUUACAUUUCCUUCCCCCUCUUUCCUUUUUCCUUUCCUUUCUUUUCUCCUUCUCUUUCAAUUCAUCUUCUUCUUCUUCCUCUCUUCCUCACUAUCAUCUUUUUACUAUUUCCUUUGAUUUUAUGGACAAAGGAUGGGGUCUAACUCUUCGUGAUUCUGAUCAUCAGUCAAUUGGGUUCUUCUCAAACAAGCAACCACCACCCCCACCCCCACCCACUCUCAAUUCCUUCCAGAGAAUGUUUCAAGGUUUAGAAUUCUCCGCAAAACUUGGCCACACCGACUCCACUUCCGACGAUAAUAAUCGUUUGGCCGUCGAGGUCGAUUUUUUCUCCGCUAAGAAAAGACUGGUUGAUGAUCUUGAGGCCGAUCAAGACUCCAAACCUACUUCUACUACUUCUAUCAUUAAAGACGAUAAAGCUUUGACCCCUCCGCCUCCCCCCACAACUUCCUUCAAUCUUGUUAACACUGGAUUGCAUCUGUUAACUGCUAACACCGGAAGCCAUCAAUCAACCGUUGAUGAUGGAAUUUCAUCAGAUGGUGAAGAUAAACGAGCCAAAAACGAGCUAGCGCAGCUACAAGUGGAGCUUCAGCGAAUGAACGCAGAGAAUCACAAGCUAAGGGACAUGCUAAGCCAUGUGAGCAACAACUAUAGUUCUUUACAAAUGCAUCUCUUGACCUUAAUGCAACAGCAGCAGCAACAACAAAAUCACUCCUCCGAACCCGCUAAUCAACGAGAGAUUGCUGGGGAGAAGAAAUCCACGGAAAUAAAACAUGAAGUUGGAAAGGUAAUGGUACCAAGACAAUUUAUGGAUCUAGGACCAAGUGGAAAUAACAACAACAUGGGUGAAAGCGAAGAAUUAUUAUGUAAUUCCUCAUCGGAUGAAAGAACUCGUUCUGGGUCUCCAUUGAACAUCAACAACAACAAUACCGAAACCGCUUCCAAAAAAAGAGAUCACGCGGAAAUCAUGCCUCCUAAUUCCGAUCACGAAAAUUCCAAAAGAUCCAUCCCCAGAGAAGAUAGCCCCGAAUCAGAAUCUCAGGGUUGGGGUCCCAACCAUAAGACCCCCCGCUUCAACAAUUCUUCUAAUUCUAAACCAAUUGACCAAUCCACCGAAGCUACCAUGCGUAAAGCCCGUGUCUCAGUCCGUGCUCGUUCCGAAGCUCCCAUGAUUUCCGAUGGGUGUCAAUGGCGGAAAUAUGGCCAAAAAAUGGCUAAAGGAAACCCUUGUCCACGAGCCUAUUAUCGCUGCACAAUGGCUGUGGGUUGCCCUGUUCGCAAACAAGUCCAACGUUGUGCUGAAGAUAGGACUAUAUUGAUAACAACUUACGAAGGCAACCACAACCACCCACUUCCGCCGGCGGCGAUGGCGAUGGCGUCAACCACGACAGCGGCGGCUACUAUGUUAUUAUCAGGGUCUAUGUCAAGUGCGGACCAUAAUUUAAUGAACCCAAAUUUAUUAGCUCGAGCCAUACUUCCAUGUUCUUCAAGCAUGGCUACAAUUUCAGCUUCAGCUCCAUUUCCAACAAUCACAUUAGACCUCACUCACAGUCCAAACCCAUUGCAGUUUCAAAGACCCACCGCAGCGCCUUUCCACGUGCCGUUCCCUGGCGGACAACCACCAUCAGCCGCCGCCCAAUUGCCUCAAGUUUUGGGACAAGCCUUAUAUAACAAUCAGUCAAAAUUCUCCGGGCUACAGCUUUCUCAUGAAAUGGGAGCUAAUUCCUCUCCCUUGGGUCAUCACCAAAUUACACAACCCGCAACUCCAGCCCAACCUGGUGGUGCUUCUUUUGCUGACACGUUGAGUGCCGCAACGGCUGCUAUCACCGCUGAUCCCAAUUUCACAGCCGCGCUCGCCGCCGCUAUCUCCUCCAUUAUCGGCGGAACCCAUCCCAACAAUAAUAGCAACACCAAUACCAGUAAUAAUACAACAACCAACAACAACGGAAGCAGCAACAACAACAGCAAAAUUAGCAGUUUUCCUGGAAAUUAAAUUAUCAAUUAGACCCAUCAAAAUUACAGUUGGUUAAAUUUUUUUGUUCGUAUAUGAUCCCUAGUGGGAGUCAGUUUUUGUCUUUUUCUUUGUCAUCUCCAUCAUGGAGAUGGAUAACAUGUUCAUACUUUUUUUUUUUUUUUUUGUGUUUUUUUGGUUAAUUUGGGGAAAAAACAUAGAACACGGCUUCAUUAUUCUUUUUCAA
This is a messenger RNA of Cucumis melo (muskmelon), 2212 nucleotides long. Its product is annotated as probable WRKY transcription factor 31. The transcript is spliced from 6 exons. The record is from RefSeq and is a predicted model, not a curated record. NCBI's taxonomy places the organism in Eukaryota, Viridiplantae, Streptophyta, Magnoliopsida, Cucurbitales, Cucurbitaceae. The coding region runs from base 139 to 2007 and encodes 622 amino acids. Gene Ontology annotation, molecular function: DNA-binding transcription factor activity; sequence-specific DNA binding. Gene Ontology annotation, biological process: regulation of DNA-templated transcription.